This is a messenger RNA of Elaeis guineensis (African oil palm), 1704 nucleotides long. The record is from RefSeq and is a predicted model, not a curated record. Lineage: Eukaryota; Viridiplantae; Streptophyta; Magnoliopsida; Arecales; Arecaceae.
CUUACAGUGAUGUGCAAUUGGCAGCUGCAUAUAUUCUCUCUCACUCUCUCUCUGGCUUGUAGCUCUUCCCCAACUCUCCCGUAACUUCUCUCAGUGUUCUAUUAGCCGACCACUAGUUUAUAGCGAUGAAGGAGAUGGUGGUGCUCUACCCGGGGAUGGGCGCGGGCCACCUGGCGCCCACGGUGGAGCUGGCCAAGCUCUUCCUCCGUGAUGGCUUGGCCGUCACCGUCCUCGUCGUCGACCCCCCAUUCGAGGGCCGCUCCGACGACGACGACUCAUUCAUCGCCGCCGCCACCGCCUCCGCUCACCCUUCCCUCUCCUUCAACCAUCUCCCCAUCUCCCUCCCCCCCAAUCCCCCCACCGACCCUGUGAUCCUCAUGUUCGACAUCCUCCGCCAGGGCGCGACCCACCUCCGCGCCGUACUCACCUCCCUCUCCGAGACCUCCGCCGUCCGCGCCCUAGUCGUCGAUUUCUUCUGCACCGAGGCCCUCGACGCCGCCGCCGAGGUGGGCAUCCCCUCCUAUAUCUUCUUCAGCAGCGGCGCCGCCAACAUCGCCUCCUUCCUCUACCUUCCAAUCCUUCACUCCGCCGUUCCUGGCAGCUUGAAAGAUCUUGGAGACGCCCCGAUUAACUUCCCGGGCCUCCGGCCGAUCCCGGCUUCCGAUAUGCCGGCUACACUCCAAGACCGGAACGACGAGUGCUACAAACGUCUCCUCUUUCACUUCGAGCGCUUACCGAGAUUCGACGGCAUCCUGAUCAACACCUUCGAGUCGCUGGAGCCGCGGGCGGUAACGUCUCUCAGAGACGGCGUCUGCCUUCCCGGCCGUCCGAUGACUCCCACCUACUGCAUCGGGCCGUUGAUUGCUGAUGGGAGAGCCAGCGGAGGGAAAGACAAGCAGGAGUGCAUCACGUGGCUGGACUCGCAGCCAAAGGCUAGCGCGGUGUUCUUGUGCUUCGGGAGCGGAGGCUCCUUCUCCGCGGAGCAGCUCAAGGAAAUGGCUACCGGAUUGGAAAAGAGCGGCCAGCGGUUUCUCUGGGUGGUGCGGGCCCCACGGAACGAGGACCCAUCCGAUAUGUCCGAACGGGAUCUGGGGGCGAUUUUGCCAGAGGGGUUCCUGGACCGGACCAAGGUUAGGGGUGUGGUGGUGAAGUCGUGGGCCCCGCAGGUGGAGGUGCUGGCCCACGAGGCGGUGGGAGCGUUCGUGACCCACUGCGGAUGGAACUCCACGCUGGAGGGCUUGUGCGCCGGGAUGCCGUUGAUUGGGUGGCCUUUGUACGCGGAGCAGAGGAUGAAUAAAGCGAUGCUGGUGGAGGAGUUGAGGCUGGCGGUGGCGGUGGAGGGAUACGACAAGGGGGUGGUGAGCGCCGCGGAAGUGGAGGCGAAGGUAAAGUGGGUGAUGGAGUCGGAGGGAGGGGAGGGAGCUGGACGGGCGACGGCGAUGGCAGCGAAGGCGAAGGAAGCGUGGGGAGAUGGCGGGUCCUCUCAGGCGGCGUGGGUGGAGUUCGUGAAGGUUUUGAAGUGUGGUGGCAACGGAGCGCGUGAAUGAUUUGAUGAGCGUACUGGCUGGGAUUUUGGAUGGAUUUUGUUUCCUUUUCACAGUUGUUUUGCUUGCACGUGUCACGGAGCAACAGUGUCUGGUCCUUCUGUUACCUAGCUGGUGACAUUAUUCGGUUAGUAAGCGUCACCAAUAUAUUGCUUGUGAA